UUUUAAUAUAUUAAUUUUAUUUUCAUAGUUAAAAAAAUUAACCAAUUCUGAGUCUUAAGUUACGGAGUGUGUUUAAAUUUCGUUGGGAACCUUGACCAUUGAUUCGUUUUUAGUUACCAACUGCUUGUAUACUUAAGAAGACAGCGAUGUUUUUUUAUUAAAAUACGAAGAAUUAGAGUCAACUGAUAAUAACAUUCCAAUCAAUAUAAUCUCUGAAAGGAUCAGCACAAAACUAAACUCAGAAAAUGGCGAUUCCUUUAGCGGGUAAAAUAAUUAUACCAAUAUUGGUACUUGCUGUAAUCGGUGGCAUGGUGGCACUUAUAGUGGUGAUUGUGAACGACCAGAAUGAUAACACGGAGACCACUGUACUACCGCCCCCUACAUCACCAUCUACGACACCCUCUACAAGUGCUACAGAAACUACUACAAGUAGUGCUACGCCGGAUACAACUACGGAAGGACCAAUCGCCAAGGAAAUUCUUUACCAAGUCGGUGUAGGCAUCGCUGAUAUGACAGGACCUUGUGUAGAGGUCAAUUUUAUGGGAUACGCGGAGAUUGGGCAGUCGGGUCGCGGUAUUCACACGCGGCAAUUCUCCCGCGCCUUCCUCUUCGUGCAGGGUGACACCAGGAUAGUGCUUGUCACUGCUGAUGUACUCGCGAUCGGCAUUGGUGUUAGACGAGAGGUGGUGAAGAAUCUCCAGGAGUUGUACGGGGACAUGUACUCGCUGAACAACGUGAUACUGACGGGUACGCACACACACAGCGCUCCUGGCGGACAUCUAGUAGAUCUGCUAUUAGACAUCACCAUCUUAGGCUUCUCCCGCGAGAGUUACAACGCGUACGUCGCUGGAAUCACCAGGAGUAUAGUGCGUGCGCAUGAGAACAUAGUGCCGGCGCGGCUGUUCUUUGGGCAGACUCGAGUACCAGGCGUGCAGAAGAACCGCUCACCUUUCUCUUACGAAAACAAUCCUGCUGAGGAGAGGGAACGUUACGAUGGGAACACAGACGCAGUAUUGACGCAAAUUCGUAUAGAGCGAGAAGAUGGCAGUGUACACGGCGCGCUUACCUGGUUCCCGCUGCACGCCACCAGUAUGAACAUGACCAACCGUCUCAUCUCCGCAGACAAUCUGGGUUAUGCGGCUGUUCGCUUGGAGAAGGAACUCAAUACUAUGUACCCUAGUCGACGGCCAAUUGUAGCCGGAUUCUUCCCCGCGAACCUCGGCGACGUUUCGCCCAAUAUUCAGGAAGCACGCUGUGAGUUCAGCGGCAAGAUAUGCGAUAACCAGUUCGUGUUAUGUGAUCGUAUGGAGCGCUGCUUUGCCGGCGGACCCGGCAAGGACAUGUAUGAGAGUACGAAGAUCAUUGGUACAACUGUGUUUGAAGCUGCUUUGGAGGUAUUGAGGAGUGGUGGUACAGAGCUAAAAGGUGAUUUAGCAGUAACGCAUCAGUUUAUCGACAUGCCGCAAGAGGUCGUGCCGAAAUACGACCCUGUUAAUAGAAGAUUUAUUACUAACGAGCCAGUGAGUGGUUGUAAGCCAGCGCUGGGAUACAGCUUCGGAUCCGGGACAACAGAUGGCGCUAAUGUGUUUAACAUAACACAGGGCACACUGACAGGCAAUCCGGAACUAGACGGACUGUUAGGAGCUAUCAUGAGUCCAACCUUGGAAGACAUCAAGUGUCAUGCGCCUAAACCCAUCUUACUUGCUACGGCAAGGGCGAAUUCCACAAUCCCGUGGCACACACAGAUAGUAUCAGCAACAGUGAUCUGGCUGGGAGGGUUUGCGGUGGCGGGUGUGCCGGGGGAACCCACCACUAUGUCUGGCAGGAGGAUUCGUGACGUAAUCGGUGACGUCAUGCGCGCCCGCGGAUACCAACCCAGGGUCGAAGUCGCCGGGCUCACUAAUGAAUAUAUACAUUAUGUCAGCACUUUUGAAGAAUAUCAGGUACAAAGGUACGAAGCCGCGUCUACGCUGUACGGACCUCACACACUCGAGAUUCUACUCAACAAGUUCGCUGAAUUAACCGCAGCUGCUAUUGAUGGCGGCGUUGUACCUCCCGGUCCAGAGCCAGAAGACCAUAGAGGGAACGCGUCCUCUCUGCUUCCGCCCGUCAUUCUGGACGCCACGCCCAUCGGCAGGAAUUUUGGUGACGUUCUGAUAUCCCCUCCUACUACCGUCAGAGUAGGAGACGUUGUUAGCGUCACUUUCGUCGCUGCCAACCCACGUAACGACAUCCGACAGGAGUCGUCUCACGCGGACGUGGAGAGAUACGAGGAAGGGGAAUGGUUCACCGUCGCUACUGACGCAGACUGGGAGACUAGGUUCCAUUGGGAGCGUGUUUCAACAAUAUUUGGCACCAGCAGAGUGCGGUACGAGUGGCACGUGCCCGCCGGCACCGCACCCGGCACUUACCGCAUCGUGUAUCGCGGCGCUUGGCGGAGUAUUGCAGGCUUCAUUACACAGUUCACAGGGGCCACCAAUACAUUCACAGUUCAAAGUUAAUUUGUAUAAAUUUAGAUUAAUUGUA
Papilio polytes (common Mormon) is the source of this 2526-nucleotide messenger RNA. Its product is annotated as neutral ceramidase-like. Gene Ontology annotation, biological process: sphingosine biosynthetic process; ceramide catabolic process; long-chain fatty acid biosynthetic process. Bases 246 to 2501 code for a protein of 751 amino acids. The record is from RefSeq and is a predicted model, not a curated record. The transcript has 15 exons. NCBI's taxonomy places the organism in Eukaryota, Metazoa, Arthropoda, Insecta, Lepidoptera, Papilionidae. Gene Ontology annotation, cellular component: extracellular region. Gene Ontology annotation, molecular function: N-acylsphingosine amidohydrolase activity.